GAUUUCAACAUGGCGUCCGAAGUACAACAGAUGAAUAAUACAAGCUAACAAGCUGGUGUCACUUAGCUGGUAGACACGAGUCUAACAAUUUCCCGUUGUACUAUGCAGGAAAUUAAACAGUCAGUAUUACGAACAAAAAGCAGAAAAAACAAAUAAUGGAAACGCGGGGCAUAGAGCAGAUGUUUGACUUCCAGAGGUUGCCAAAUGAUGGACUGGUACUGUUGCUGUUGCUGCUGUACUCACCUGUUGGUCUCUGUUUGAUGUUGUUACGAAUAUUUAUUGGCGUCCAUGUAUUCUUAGUGAGCUGUGCACUUCCUGACAGUCUGAUUAGAAGAUUCAUUGUCAGGAUUAUGUGCUCUGUGCUUGGUAUGCAUGUGAGACAGAACAGUCCUCGCUCGAGGGACAAGAAUGUGAAGCUGUACAUCUGUAACCAUGUUACUCAGUUUGACCACAACAUUAUAAACCUCCUUACAUCAUGCAACACACCCUUGCUGGAGGGCCCUGCAGGUUUCGUGUGCUGGGCGCGGGGCUUCAUGGAGCUGGGGGGUGGGGCGGAGAGUCGGGUGGAGCUGGCCGGGACUCUCCAGAGGUACUGCUCCAUCCCCGGGGCUCCACCACUGCUGCUCUUCCCCGAGGAAGACACCACCAACGGCCGAGCAGGGCUCCUCAAAUUCAGUUCGUGGUCUUUCUCUGUGACUGACUCAGUCCAGCCUGUGGCCCUGCUGGUGCAGCGGCCCUUCCUAGCUGUGACUACGCCUGAUUCAUCUUGGCUGACAGAAUUGCUGUGGACAUUUUUUGUUCCGUUCACAGUGUACCAUGUAAGAUGGCUUCCACCCAUAUCCAGACAGGAGGGGGACUCGCAUCAAGACUUUGCUAACAAGGUCCAAGAGUUUCUCGCCACUGAGCUUGGCGUGGUGUCGACGCAGAUCACUAAAGCAGACAAAGCGGAGCACAUCAAAAGGAAACGACACACCGCAGCACAGACAGCGAGCACCAAUCUGGGUGCCCGACCCCGGACAGUCCCACGAGGUUUCAUGUCUGCCAGCUUGGGGGUGGAGGACCCCAGGAUCGUCAGGAUGGCCCAGCAGGUGAAGGACGUCCUCCCCGACGUUCCCCUCAGCGUCAUCACCACAGAUUUGUUGCAGACGAACUGCGUGGACACCACCAUAACCAACCUCUUAGAGAGAACCGAGGAGUAUCCCCCAGAGGCGCAGAGCGGUUCUUCAUCUGACUCUCUACGGCAACUUCCUACAUCCCCUUCCUCCUCCUCCUCUCAUGCUGCUGCACUAGCACCCAUCCCGACCAUCAAGCCAGCUGCCAAAUCUUUUGGAAGAUGUCCAAUUGACAGACACAUGUCCUUACAAGAGAGAAAAGAGGCCUUGUAUGAAUAUGCCAGACGGCGUUACACUGAGAAACAUGGGUUGAAUCAGGAGGAGAACCUUUGAAUGAGGUUUUUUUUUUUCUUUGAAGAUUUGGUAUAUGAGGAGAGCCACUUGAUGGACAAGAGAAGUAGUCAUUAUGGUGAAAACGGGACACGACACAGGCUGAAUGAAAACAUUUUUGAUUACCAUGCGUGGUCAGGAGAAUACGAGGCUGUGGAGAUCUCGGCAGAUUUUGUUUUUUAUUCUCUUGCAUGGCAAUCAUGCAUGUCUUUUUAAUUAUUUCUCUCUGCAAGAAGAAGAAAAUAGAUUAUUUUGGUAUCAAUUUGUAUCAAGUCCCAGUGACCGUGACACAUCUCAUAUUAUUUUUAUAAAGUCCAGAAAUGGAAAUUUAACAAAGCAAAGGUUCAGUUUUGUGUGGUUUGAGCUAUGACACGGUUGAGGUUCAUUAUGUUCUGAGGACUCUUUGUCGAUGCAGCAUCAGCUUUUAAGGACAUUAAAAUCAUUUCUUGAUGCAAUGUGACUGGCCUCUUGGUGAUGUUUGAGGACACCUUUGAGGCUUUCAUUAAAAUAAAUGUCUGCUAAAGUGGGUUAAUAAAGAAAUAUGCAAUUGCA
Alosa alosa (allis shad) is the source of this 1994-nucleotide messenger RNA. It is a transcript of the gene aup1, whose product is annotated as AUP1 lipid droplet regulating VLDL assembly factor. Gene Ontology annotation, molecular function: ubiquitin binding. Lineage: Eukaryota; Metazoa; Chordata; Actinopteri; Clupeiformes; Clupeidae. The record is from RefSeq and is a predicted model, not a curated record. The coding region runs from base 156 to 1445 and encodes 429 amino acids. The transcript has 12 exons. Gene Ontology annotation, cellular component: membrane.